This is a messenger RNA of Triplophysa rosa, 4865 nucleotides long. RefSeq names its product tensin-3 (gene tns3.2). Gene Ontology annotation, molecular function: protein binding. Lineage: Eukaryota; Metazoa; Chordata; Actinopteri; Cypriniformes; Nemacheilidae. The transcript has 27 exons. Bases 175 to 3729 code for a protein of 1184 amino acids. The record is from RefSeq and is a predicted model, not a curated record.
GUACAUGUGACCUUCGUUGCAAUCCAGGCAAAACCUCUCUCUCUCUGUCUCUUUUCUUUUGCCAUAUUCUUUUCUUUCAUUGUCAGGAGUGGACUAUUGUGUGGAGGUAUCAGCCAGGGAUUUGGUUUUUGGCAUUUUUAAAAAGAUCUCCUCACAUGAGCGAACAGCAUUGUGAUGGCGGAGGGAUCUGAGUUUGACCUCAACUACAUUACAGAGCGAAUCAUCGCUGUAACCUUCCACCAGUCCUGCUCCGAGCAAACCCAUGAGCACAGCCUGCGCAGUAUCACGCAGAUGCUGCAGUCUAAACAUUCUGAUCAAUACACAAUCAUCAACUUAUCCGAACGCACAGAUGUUCUCAACAGGAUAAAUCCCAGGGUGAUGGACAUGGGCUGGCCGGAGCAGCAUGCACCAUCACUUCACCUGCUGUGUUCAUUGUGUAAAAACAUGAACGUCUGGCUCAGCACACACCCUGAACAUAUACUGCUGCUACACUGCAAAGGCAGCAAAGACAGAGUGGGUGUGGUGAUAUCUUCUUACAUACAACUGUGUAAUGUUUCCACCAGUGAGGAACAAGCAUUGGAUCUCUACACCAUGAAAAAAUUCUGCAGUGAUAAAAUGGAAAAUCUCAUGACACCAUCUCAAAAAAGGUAUGUGCAGGUGUUUGGCAAACUGCUCACGCAUCAGAUCCACAUGAACCCUUCCCCUGUCUUCAUCCACCGCAUUGAUAUCCACCACAUUCCCGACUUCCACCCUACAGAGUGUAGGCUGUUUAUCAGAGUGUAUGAAGGCACGCAGACAGAAUACACAACAGGAGUGCAUCAGGUUGCCGUAGGUCAGAAAAAUAAAGCGUGUUUUAUUGUGGAACCCCCACAGAUGCUCAAGGGUGAUAUUAUGAUUGCGUGUUAUCGAAAUGUUGUUUCCACGAGAACGUAUGAGAUAGUGUUUCGUGUGCAGCUUCAUAUGGGAACUGUGUCUGGACACCGACUUUUCUUUCAGAAACAAGAUCUUGAUCAUGCAAACAAAGAUCCAAGAUUUCCGGAGGACGGUGUAGUAGAGGUGCUGUUUUCUGACACUGUGGACAGAGAUUCAUCUCUUACUUCAGUGUUUGGCCACCAGAGAAACAGUCCAGCAACUGUGACUGAAAACAACCCUGUGGGUUCUCUGGCUCAGUGGGACUCUAGUGAAUAUGUUACAACAGGAGCACAGCCAAAUGAAGGUCCCUGCUCUGUAAGCAGUGACUCUGGGCUCUCUAGUGCUUCUCAGUGGACUGGAGGACAAGUUUCUGCACUUCAUAUCAGCUACAGCUCUGAGGACCAGACCCAGCUCCACAAACCUAUCCCUGGACUCAGAAUGGAGGGGGAACAACCUUUUCCAGGCAUCACAAGGCAUGACCCUAUACCUGCCAAUCCAUCAGAGUCUACGUUUUACAACUCUAGUCACUUAAAUGGUGAAACUAUGUUCAUAGAACGAGAAACAGACAUUAUAGAUGAUGACGAUAUCCUUGCCUCUAAUAAUGUCAGUGCUGCUAUUUCACAGUCUAAGGGCACAAGAGAAAUGUUAGGUUUGUCUUCACUGAGGGGUGAACAGAACUCUGUCCUAUUGGAUGUUUGUCGGGGCGGUGAUGGUAUAAAUACCUCCAACACACACACAUCAGUAACUACUGGAUAUCAAACACAUGUAUGGGUGAAACAGCAGCAGUCGGUGUCAGGCAGUUCUUACUCACCAGCUCCAUCAGAUAGACUGGAACAGAGAGACGAGACGGAGCUCCACAGAGAUGCAAACAAACGUUCAUUACCAGACAAUGGCUUUCCAGAGGCAGAUAAGGAUGAUGAGUUUGCAACGCUUGCUUUGGAUAUAGAUCAAUCAAUCGAACAGUUAAAUCAACUCAUUCUGGACCUUGAUCCUGAGUUUGAGCCGAUUCCCACAAAGGCAAGGAGUUACAUGACCCGCUCUGCCUCCCUUCAUUCCAAUGGAAAGAUGCAUUCAGCCGGACAGGCAAAAGCCCACCAGUCAGGCUGGAAGCACAAACAGCUCAGUGAUGUCUCUGAAUACUCUGUACUACAUGCAGCUGGUGAUCGGUCACAGAACAUUCAGAGCUUUGCCAUCGGCACUCCAUCUAAGCAAAGUCUAUAUCACACGGACAGUGUUGACUUUGGUGACCUCACUCCAGAUGGUAGCAGCCCAAUGUGGGUGGGGCAUAACCAAGUACCGCCCACACCAGCAUUUCCUGUGUCACCCCCCACUCCAUAUGUGAAAACUACACAUGAUUUUCCUUCUAGACCUGCUUCACAAACCAGCAGGCACUACAUGGGCUCUCCAAUAUGGCAAGAGUCUCGAGGAUAUGUGGACAGCAUGACGCACACAUCCAUGUCUUCAGACGGAGAGCUCUUUCACUCGGAUGUCACAGGAAGUCCCGUCUCCUGUCAGAGGAUGUUUGGAUCCAUGCACUCUAUCUCCACACCGAGCCCAAUGGUCAAUACGGACAGCCCCACUGCAGCUCAUUCUUGGUUAGAGGGUGGCUCCAGUACCCCCCUGAGCCACUACACCCCCCAGCCCUCCCCACCACUCACCCUGUCUGCCCCCAACUCCCACAGCUCCCCCCGAGGAGCACCCCGCAGCCUGUCCUCCUCUCUGGACGUUGGGGGACUUGAGAACAGCCUGCUGGAGACAAUAGAGGGUUUGGAGGCCCUGGGUUUAGAUGUGGCUCAGCCUCCACUUCUACCCCUGAAGAGAAGAGGCACAGAGGGCUCAGAAACCAUGUUCAGUUUCCCGCUCAACAGAAGUGGGAUCAGCACAUCCUAUGCCAGUCAUAAUACAUCACCUACUAGAUCCACACCGAGUCCAGAUUUCCUGGCCAGUAAACCUGAAAACGUUAAGUUUGUUCAGGAUACGUCAAAGUUCUGGUACAAGCCAGACAUUUCUCGAGAGCAAGCCAUUGCCAUUCUCAAAGAUAAAGAGCCGGGCUUCUUCAUCAUCAGAGACAGUCACUCAUUCAGAGGAGCAUACGGAUUGGCCAUGAAAGUGGCCACGCCCCCACCUUCUGUUGUGCAGCAAAACAGAAAAAUGGGGGAUUUGUCCAAUGAGCUCGUCCGGCACUUCCUGAUUGAAUGCACACAGAAAGGCGUACGGUUAAAAGGCUGCCCCAAUGAACCCUACUUUGGGAGUCUCACGGCAUUGGUGUGUCAACACUCAACCACACCACUGGCAUUACCUUGCAGACUCAUCAUCCCCAGCAGAGAUCCACUUGAAGAACUAAAUGAAUCCCAAACACAAACAUCAACCAACUCUGCAGCAGAGCUACUAAAACAGGGAGCAGCGUGUAACGUGUGGUUCCUGGGCAGUGUGGAUCUGGAGUCUUUGACAGGAGUUCAGGGUGUGCAGAAAGCCACCACUGCAGUAUUCAGCAUGGAUCCUCCCUCCACGUCCACAGUUGUUCACUUUAAAGUGUCCGCACAGGGAAUUACACUCACAGACAACCAGAGGAAACUGUUCUUUAGGAGACACUAUGCCGUUAACACAGUGAUAUUCUGCGCCCUGGAUCCCCAGGACAGGAAGUGGACACGAGAUGGGUGCACAUCUGCAAAGAUCUUUGGCUUCAUCGCAAGGAAAAGUGGAAGCAGCACAGAGAACGUCUGUCACCUGUUUGCCGAACACGACCCUGAACAGCCCGCCAGCGCCAUCGUCAACUUUGUCUCCAAGGUGAUGAUAGGAUCUCAGAAGACCAAAUAGAAGAAAAUGUGCACUGAGAUUCAUCCUGGACAGCAACACAGAUCAAAGAUGAUUGAGGCAUUAAAACAAAUUCCCUGUUUUUUGACAAGGCACACAGAGGCGUUACAAAAUUUUGCGGGGCCCAGAACACCAUUUUUUUGGGUGGAGGACCCACAGCUCCAAGGGCUAAUGUGUAGCCUACACCUUAGUGGACCUUAGUAGACUCUAUUUAUCACAGAGCUCAAAUAAACGUUCUUGUUUGUCUCCCUGCCCUGGAAAGUACAUUCCUAAAAGGAGCGUUUGAAAACCGUGCUGGACUGUUGCACCACACAGAAAAUCCUGUAGGGGGAGACAGAUUUCUUUGUUUCACUAUUACCCUUCUGCUACCAUAAACUGAACCUGCUUAAAAGUCAAAAGUGAAAAUAUCAAACAGUUAUUUUAUUUUAGCGGUUUCGUUUGCAGUAUUUGAGAGGUCUGUGGUCAUUUGUAUGUUUUAAUAUGAACAGGCUGAUCUAUGAAGUAUGCUAUAAAUGAUGGAGAUAUAACUGUAGAUGAAUUUCUCUGGGCACAUACAUAAAGUAGGUUUGACCAAAGAGCUCAUUUUCAUACCAAUUAACUUUAAUUUCCCACGUUUAUUAUAUAUGUGUAUAUUAUCAGAUUACUUUUAUACUUCAAAAUAUUCAGUAAAGUCUAGUUUAUCUGUGUAUUUGUCUGUUUAUAAAGGGAAGCGUAACAGUUUCAUCCAGUAGGAUGCCUUAUAAUCCAUAUUGACCAUGUUUAUAUAUUUUGAAAUAUUUAUCAUAAAACUCUACUCUGUAUGUGCUCAUCUUUUACUCAUUUGUAUAUUGCUCAUGAGUUAACUCUAAAAAUACUCUUUAAAAUCUUGUUCAUGUGUGCAACAUGACAUAAAUUCACAAUUACACAUAAUAAAAGCCUAUAAAUGCUAAAUGAGGGUAUAAGCAGACAUCCGAACAUCUGAAGCAGACAGGCACAAUAUACGCUUGUAUAUUUAUAUUCGCUUUUCAUUAUUGUAAUUCAAGCUGUUCUACGGACACUUGCUUAUUGUACUGCCUAACUAUCUCUAUAUUUGUAAGUGAUUUUUCAUUGACUGCAAAGUACAUGCACAGAAUAAAAAUAAAGAAACAGUAUGGUACCAA